AUAGGUUCGUCUUUUAAAAGAGAGACAUGCGUUAGUGGAGGAAAUCUGAUUAAGAUUUACACACACCAAUGUCAAGUUGUAAACGGAAAGAAGCAGUGUCCGGUUUACUGCAAUGGCAGAGGCACUUUCGACCAACAGACAAGUGGGUAUUACGUGAUUACAAUAUACACUAUCACUGAAAAAGAUUUGUAGCUUAGUUCUUGUAGCUUUCAUUUGUUCAGGAGUUUUAAAAUGGCUGUACCUUUUGACACUACAAUAUUACUAAGAAAACAAUUAAAUUUUAGGCUCCAUAUCAUUUGAAGGUUUAAAGUCGGAUAUAUGCAUCCAAGUACUUUAUAACCCGCAAAAUUUCCAGUGAAGAGAAAACAAAUUCAAAACUUUUUUUUUUCUUGUUUGUUUCUUCGCCUUGGUCUUUUACCUUAGCUCAUGGAAUAAUCUUCCUUAAGUCACAGAUGCCAGCUUGCACAACCGUACCCAUCUCUCCUCUCGCAAGGAAUCCCUAUAUUAUCAUUAAAGUACCAUUUAGGAGGAGUACGUUGAGUCACUCGCCAUUAAGAUAAUUUUUAUUCAUUUUAUGUCAAACCAAUGCAGUGGUUGUAAAAUUUGGUCCAUUCACAAAUAUUUCAGUUGAGACCAAGCUGUGUUGGGACAAAAGUCGAGCUUAAUAUCGCGUUAAUGACAGUUUUAGCAGAUGCGUGAAUAAUGUGAUAAUAGAGACCGAUGUUUUUUCGUCUUGUCACGAGCGUGGAACAAGGAAAAAAUUCUGAGUCCUCAUUAGGAAUCGAAUCUCAGACCCUCGGAUUCCGCGCUCCGAUGCUCUACCACUGAGCCACAGAGACUCCACGGUGAGCGCGGUGUAUCACGAAGUCAGGAGCCCAUCACUUAUAUGUAAUGGGCUCCUGACGAAGUUCAUAUGAAACGCAUCCUGUAUACUGCUAGCAUCCGCAAUGUCGAUAGCGUGACAAGAGUGGUAGAGCAUUAGAGCACGGAAUCCGAAGGUCUGAGGUUCGAUUCCUAAUUCCUAAUUGUCCCAAAAAAACCAUCUUUCUCUUUUUCUUUACCGAGCUCAAAACUUACUAUCUCUCUUAUUCUAAAUAUGAUAAUAUGUAUGAUAAUAUAAAAUUCUGUUAAAAUGACGAUAACAUGAUCGGAAUUGGUAUCGAUUUCGCUUGAAAAAUUGCUCACCAAGUUAGUGUCAGACGCAACAUUUCAGAAACGGUUAUAGAGCUUUGCUGAUUGAGCCUUUCUCCAAAACUUAUGCCACUUUCUUUGAUAUUUCCCAAACACACCAAUGUCAAUUCUGCCAUGAACGAUAACUGACGGCCAAAGCUGUCCUGAGUGCUCGAUCCCUCGAGGAUAGCAACAAAUAUAGCUCAGGAAAAUUUUAAAAAGUCUCCAAUAUUUCUUUUUGCACUAAGAAGUAUAAUAUAUCAUGUGUAAAUGAUGGCAUUGAUGACAGAUUUGCAGAAUACAAAGCACUAGGGAUUACAUAUUUACAUGUAUUUACAAAAAAUCAUCUGCACGAAAAGCAAAGUCGUCUUCCACAGCGACUAGCUGAUUCGAUGAUGAUAACAGUAGUGGAUUGUCGAAGUCCUUCCAAAUUCGUUUUUUUUUAUUGAUAUGGUAAUUAUCUUGCAGGAUUUGAGAUCUCGAAGUACAAAAGUAAGAAGUGUAUUCAAUUUGAUGACGGAAGCAUCAGAUAUUCGUUGAAAGUCAUAAAUGGGACGGACGUAAUUUUUGAGGUGAGUUUAGAUUGCUUAUACAAAAGGAAAGCAGAACCUAUUUAGGUUGGUCGUUUAGGUCUACUACAAGUGCUCAAGUCCUUGUCUUUUCCUUAUUUUCUUGCUCCUUACUCAUAAGCAACUUAUGGUUAUGGUUAUGGUUAUGAUAAAAAUUGAAAAAUAAUAAAUACUAUUAUUUUGCUCUCUAUGCAUGAGCGGGCGGUAUUCUACAAAUCCUGCAAUCUGAUUGAGCGGUAGUACUCUCCAAUCCAGCCCUCUCACGCCGGGCGCUAUCCUAUUGGUUGCGUGAUGAGUCGACCGAUAAAUCCUUAUUUGGCUUCGUUGUAAAUUUUCAUAAAUAUGUUUUAUUUUGCCGGCUGGCCAGCAUUUACAGGGAAAGAUUUCAAUCAAGACCUAUAACCGACAAACAACUUUUAAUGGAAUGAUAAUCUCGACGACGAUUACGAUGAUAAUAAGAAAGUUGAUAACAAUAGCAAAGAAAAUAAACUGAAAAAUUAUGUGUCAAUAAGCAAAUGCAGAGAAGAGGACUGUAAAAGAUUCAGGCUUCAACAAGACAUUUGAUUUUUUUUUUCAGGCUUCUUUUCUGCAGUUGCGUAAAUUGCAGCUCACUUGCGAGGAUUGCUUGAUUUUCAUCCGCAGGUCAAAUGAAGUUAUUUCAUUAAAAAUUACAAGUAAAUGUUAAAUUUUUUGUUUUGUAGGAACAGUCAGCGUGCGAUACAACAACCAGCCACGACUUCUUAUUCAAAGAAGAGAAAAAUACCGCCGGAAAAUUUACAUACAAAUACACCUCGAGUACCAAUCAGGCGUUGUACCUCGGAGUUAGUGCCAACUGCUCUGAUGAAAAUCUAUAUUUUCUUUCCACAACUAAUCAAGACAAACGGUGUUUCAUGGAGAGAUGGUCUUGA
Messenger RNA from Pocillopora meandrina, 2647 nucleotides. The record is from the annotation of a GenBank genome assembly. NCBI's taxonomy places the organism in Eukaryota, Metazoa, Cnidaria, Anthozoa, Scleractinia, Pocilloporidae.